Chilo suppressalis (striped riceborer) is the source of this 1728-nucleotide messenger RNA. The record is from the annotation of a GenBank genome assembly. Lineage: Eukaryota; Metazoa; Arthropoda; Insecta; Lepidoptera; Crambidae.
UCACACUAUUUGUGGUUGUUGCAGUAAGUGUUUUCAAUUUCUAUUUGAUCAAAAGUAUUUACAUUAGGCUGUUGUAAUGCCAACUUAUUGCCUGAUUCCGACCAAAGUUAAAAUGUCAAAAGGAGUUUUGGAUCCUUUAUCUUGGAUCUUCAUUUACGAUGGCGCCAUCAGUUAAUUGUUUGAAAUCGAGUGAAUCUGCUAGGGUAUCUUGAGCUCAACUAUUGUAUACAAAUUUAUAUUCCAUAGAUAAGAAUACUUUUAUUUUAAAUCACACAUAUAGUAUCAAUGUCAGUUCUGUACUUCUAAUUCAGACAAUCUUAUCUUUUCUGCUCAUGAUAAUAUUUUGCUUCCCAUUUUGUAUAAGUCUAAUAGGUGAUUUUCUCAAGUAGAGUGUUGUAGCACAAGCUUAUAAAAUAAUUAAUAAGAUGGCAUCAGAUCCUGAAAUCAAGGAUGGAUUAACACUACCUGUUUGGAUGAAGACGAAACCAACAAAGGACUUCGAACCGUUCGCUGCGUCACCGCCCGCUCCAGAAGAUACAUUCUUUUACAUUCGUUAUCCGAAAACUGAGACUAUAUUCGGCAAGACGAAGGUAGAGCAGGAUCUGCCGAGUCUGUUGAGUGAGCUACCCAAGGAAGUCAAAGCUGCGUCGGCGUUCCCCAACGCGAAGGAGAAAGAUUGGUCGAAGCACACCAAGUCUUGCCAAGACGUUCUGCACGGCAUCGCUCCUAUUAACACAGCUGUUAACUCUGUCUCUUCGAAACCAAAACCAGCGGGUGUGGACGACGGGUUCAAAGGCGAGGGAGCUGCGUGUGGCAACUCCGUGGUCAAGGUCGCGCAUCAGAUGAUAUCUUCGUCGCGCGGUUUCACGGUCGCAUCGCCCGCUGAGGAUUCCAUGGAGGCACAGUACCGCGCGACCCCGCGACGCGGCAGCAAGAGUUUACCCGUCACGCCCGCCCAUUCGCCCCCUUCCAGCCCUACGGCCCGUCGCAGGAUGAACGCUAAUCGCUACUUCACAUCUCCCUUUGAGCAGUCAGAAGAGGCCCAAGGACGCUCUUGGUUAACUAUGGCGUUACUGGGUUUCAAGAAAGAUCUUACCACAUCCACAUCCACUUUGGCUGAAGAAGAUGUCAUUGAAACCAGGCUGCAAGGUGGUACUUUAGCCGAGUCCGUAGAGAGUCUGGGCCCUGCACCCAGAGACAAAGGGCCUAAAGUAUCUCAAAGUAGCAGCGGUAGUACAGAACCAAAUCGAGCAGCCAGACCGGCAAACGCUUUCCGACCGAAACCUUCGGAGCUGCGGGAAAUGAACUUCUGGUCGCCAACGUCCAUGUGAAAAGACUUCAACAACGCGUGCACCCAAAACGCGUUCUCAUUCGGAUAUUACUUGUGUAAAAAUUAACUCAUGUUAAUUCAUUCUCGCUUCUCGGGAACAUUAAAGAGGUUUCUGUUUCGACCUUUGUUAGGGAAGAGAGCAUUGUUUUGAUGAUCUGUGAAAGUUUCGUUGCGCCUUUUGAAUGUAUUGACUGAGCAUGGAGUCAUUCGCUGCGUUUCGUUUACGUUUUCGGUUGGGGAGUGGAGAUGUGAUCCCUUAUAGAAUAUUCCAUUAAUUCUAAGUUAAUCACUGUAUGUUGAUUGUCGUAUUAUUUAAUCCUAACUAUUGUAGUUUGAAAUUAAGUUCAAUUAUCCAUAAUCUGAUGCCUUGUUUUUUUUAUUUUAUUUACAGUAACGAU